Molecule: messenger RNA, 1397 nt
Organism: Tilletiopsis washingtonensis
Lineage: Eukaryota; Fungi; Basidiomycota; Exobasidiomycetes; Entylomatales
Product: protein kinase A catalytic subunit
Exons: 6
Coding region: 263-1300 (345 amino acids)
Biological process (GO): peptidyl-serine phosphorylation
Cellular component (GO): nucleus; cAMP-dependent protein kinase complex
Molecular function (GO): ATP binding; cAMP-dependent protein kinase activity
Source: RefSeq, a predicted model, not a curated record
CACCGCACUCGCACUGACCCGCCGGCGGCCCAGCAGCUUGCUUCUCGUCCUCACACUGCUCGUCCAUCAUCGCUGCUUCCACAGGCUCGCUCCCACCCGCUCACACAGCGCGCCGCCAUCUCGCUCGCCAGCGCACGCCGCAUCACUCGCCGCCGCACAGCCAGCGUCGUCUCGCGUCGCGCGCCUCGCACUUCGCCGCCGCCGCCGCCGCCGCACCUUCUCGUAGUCCGCCGCUUCGCCAGCAGCAGCAGCCGCCGCGGCCAUGGAUCCCAGUGUGGCCCUGCAGGCCGCACCCGCCCUCGUGCCCGCCGGUGCCACGCCGCGCAAGCUCAGCGGCCGCUAUGCGCUCGCCGACUUCAACAUUGAGCGCACGCUCGGCACCGGCUCCUUUGGCCGCGUGCACCUCGUGCGCAGCCGGCACAACCUGCGCUUCUACGCCGUUAAGGUGCUGCGCAAGGAGCAGGUCGUGCGCAUGAAGCAGGUCGAGCACACCAACUCGGAGCGCGCCGUGCUCGAGGUGAUUCGGCACCCGUUCCUCAUCAACCUGUGGGGCACCUUCUCCGACCCAACGUUCCUCUACAUGGUCAUGGACUUUGUGCCGGGCGGCGAGCUCUUCACGCUGCUGCGCAAGUCGCAGCGCUUCCCGCACCCCGUCGCCAAGUUCUACGCCGCCGAGGUCGCGCUCGCCAUCGACUACCUGCACCAGAACGGCUUCGUGUACCGGGACCUGAAGCCGGAGAACAUCCUGCUGAGCGCCGACGGGCACCUCAAAAUCACCGACUUUGGCUUUGCCAAGUACGUGCCGGACGUGACAUGGACGCUCUGCGGCACGCCGGACUACCUCGCGCCUGAAAUUGUCUCGUCGAAGGGCUACAACAAGUCGGUCGACUGGUGGGCGCUGGGUGUGCUGCUGUUCGAGAUGCUCGCUGGCCACCCGCCGUUCUUCACCGAGGACGGCAACCCGAUCAAGCUGUACGAGAAGAUCAUCGCAUGCAAGGUCCGCUACCCGCCGUACUUUGAGCCCGCCGCCAAGGACCUGCUCAAGUCGCUUCUCACUGCCGACCUGACCAAGCGCUUCGGCAACCUGCACCGCGGCUCCAAAGAUAUCUUUGGGCACAUGUGGUUCGCCGAGGUCGACUGGGACCGGCUGUACCGGCGCGAGAUCCCCGCGCCCUACCUGCCCACGGUCACGGCCGACGGCGAUGCCUCGCAAUUCGAGCGGUAUCCCGAGAACGACCUCUCCGAAUACACGAUGCUCGACGCGCCCGACGUGUACGGGCACCUCUUCCCCGCCUUCUAACCGCCCUGCCGCCCGCUGCACUUCUCGUCGUCAUUCCUUUCUCGCCUUCGCUGCUACUGCCCUCUUCCAUCGCAAUGUCAUGCCACUGGAACGCAUU